GUUUAAACCAGCAACGGUUCCCAAUACUCUCAAUUAUGGCCCGCGACUUCUUAUCAGUUGCAGUGUCAGGAGUUGGUGUUGAAUCCCUUUUUAAUACCAGUCGUGAUAUCUGUCACUAUCGCCGAAGCCGCCUCGAUCCAAAAACUAUUCAUGGACUUAUGAUACUUCUUAUGGCAGAUCGCUUUCAGUUAAGGGAAGACUGCCGAAUCGAGAAGGAAGAGGGUGAUAAUAUAUCAGAUAUCUAUAACUACCUUGAACAACCGGGUGAUAAGGAUCACUUUGAAUAUAUCAGUGAUAGUGAUGAUUCUGGGGAUCCUGAGGAGAAUCUGUUCGAUCUACUGGACGAGGAUCAUGUUGAAGAUGAAGAUACCCCUGAAAUACCUGAUAUUCAGCCUUCAACACCAAUAGAGAAGGAGCAUGCACAGUUCCAUGAAGAUGAUAGUGAAGAUGAUAUACGGGGACCAGAGACUUUAGGCCAUCGGCGGCAGUCAAGAUAUGGAGCUAGGGCUGUAAAUUAUCGUGCUCUUGCCGGUUAUCGGACAUAUAAUACCCAACAUUAGGCUUUUAAUCAGACUUAGUGUUUUUCCUUUAGAGUUAUAUAUUCCAACUUAGUUAGAAUUUUAUUUACUUAUAUCUUUAGUAGCUUCUGCCUUAAUAUCUGUAUU
This is a messenger RNA of Aspergillus alliaceus, 665 nucleotides long. RefSeq lists its product as uncharacterized. NCBI's taxonomy places the organism in Eukaryota, Fungi, Ascomycota, Eurotiomycetes, Eurotiales, Aspergillaceae. The transcript has a single exon. Gene Ontology annotation, molecular function: protein dimerization activity. The record is from RefSeq and is a predicted model, not a curated record. Bases 36 to 560 code for a protein of 174 amino acids.